Scleropages formosus (Asian bonytongue) is the source of this 4478-nucleotide messenger RNA. RefSeq names its product microtubule-associated protein 7b (gene map7b). NCBI's taxonomy places the organism in Eukaryota, Metazoa, Chordata, Actinopteri, Osteoglossiformes, Osteoglossidae. The record is from RefSeq and is a predicted model, not a curated record. The transcript has 19 exons. Gene Ontology annotation, cellular component: microtubule cytoskeleton. Gene Ontology annotation, biological process: microtubule cytoskeleton organization. The coding region runs from base 578 to 2989 and encodes 803 amino acids.
UAGGUCGCUCAGAUAAGUUCUGUCGAACGGCGGUCGGUCUUCUCCUCAUCCCCUCCCACUGCAAGGACGUCCCCGCAAGGAGAACAGCGAAGACACUCGGUGGGCGUGGGCCUUCACCGGCCAAUCGGAAUCGAGCACCGGCUCAUCUCUCUGGACCACUUCCUGCUCCCGGGCAGCGCGAGUGACACCGCGGUGCAUUCCAGCACUGCGACGCCGAGCUUCUACCGUUUCGCCUGCUGGCAUCCUGCCGUUGUCGCGGCAACCGAUUACGAGGACGGAUCAGCUUCUCUUCCCUUUUGUUCCACACUGAAUAUUUCAGAUCCCUGCAGGCGACGGGCAGAGGAGGACAGGAGGUGGGAGGCAGGAGGCAGCUUGUCCGGUCAGGCGUGAGCACGGGCACAGAGAGUGAUCGAGCGAGCGAGGGGGGGGGGGGGGGCAGAGAGGCUAUUGAGUGGAAAGGAGCUGAGCACAUCGGUAACAUCCCUGCGGCUGCAUGCGCCGUGCAUGUCGGCCGUUCUGCGUGUCGCCCACAUGAGCGAGCCGGCUCGGUCAUAGGGUCCCACCGCACGCCGGGAGGAUGGCAGGUCCCAUGAGCUCAACCCGCCUCAAGAGGGGGGGCAGCAGAGCCGCCAUUCCCGUACUCUUCACCAUCAACGAAGAGGAUGAGCAGCAGCGGAGCGGCGCUUCCCGGAGGGUGGCAGGAACACACUCGCAGCCCAGGCCCGAGGAGAAGAAAACCCCCAGUCGGCCGACGUCCUCCGGACCUGGGCAGAACCCCGGCGCCAGCUCUGGAAGUAAACCAGAGCCCAUUGCGUUAAAGAUCGACGAGCGGCUGCGUCAGGCUCGGGAGAGGAGGGAGGAACAGGAGAAGCUGGUCGCCCUGCGCGAGUCGGCGUGGCUGGAGCGCGAGCAGAGGGCGCGGCUUUUCUACGAGAAGCAGCUGGAGGAACGGCGCCGGAAGCUGGAGGAGCAGCGCUCCAGAGAGGAGAAGCGCAGGGCUGCCGUGGAAGAGAAGCGGAGGCUGAAGCUGGAGGAGGAGAAGGCUCGCCAUGAAGCGGUGAUACGCCGAACCCUCGAGCGCAGCCAGAAGCCGAAGCAGAAGCCCAACAGGUGGUCCUGGGGAGGAGGUCUCCAUGGAAACGCCGUCCACACCAGUGAUGCAGACAGGAGGUCAGUUUCCACGGUGAACCUUUCCAAACAUGCAGAGCCCGUCAUUACCAAGCGUCUGUCGUCGUCUUCAGCCACGCUGUUAAACUCUCCAGACAGAGCCUUACAGAAAAGGACUUCCGUGUUAAAUAAACCUCAGUCACACCCUCGCCUCAGCCGAGAGCGGACGUCCCGGGACAAGCCCGCAGCCGCGAAGCGCCUGCCGUUAACCCCAUGGGAGAGCACCAUAGUAAGCCGCCUGCUGACCCCGACACACUCCUACCUGGCCAGAAGCCGCAGCGCCGUGUCCCUGUCUGGGGACGCAGUCAUCCCCGUUUGUCCCCGUUCAGCUUCCUGUCAUCCCAUGAGCGCCACCUCCUUCAAGUCCCUGCAGUGCCGCAGUGCGGAGCGUCCCAGGGCCCCUCUGACCAGCAUGGAUGUAGUCUGCCGCCGUCGGACAGUGGGCACGGCGGAUAAGCGAGAGAAGGACAAAGACUAUGUCAGGAAGUCCUGGAGCAACCUGUCCGUCGCCACGCCUGCCAUCGCUGCGAGGUCCCGCUCCCCGGGCAACAAGAAGAGCAGAAAGUCGGCGCCCUCUCCAGCUCGGGUAGCCAGCAAGCCAACUCCACGGCCCCCCACCCCGAAGCAGGUGAGGUCUCCCCCUCCGGCAGGGCUAGAGCCUUUACGGCCCGCUCUGCCCCUGUCUCCUGGGAACCUGCGGCCCCCCAAGACUCUGCCAGACCCUCAGCCUGAGCCUGGGGGUACGGACCAGGGCAGGAUGGUAGAGCAACCCAACCCAGAGCUGCCAGUGGCUGUAACUAAACAAGAAGCUCCGAUGGAGGUAGCAGGAGCAGAACCACAGCCUGUAGAGGAACCAGCAGAACCAGCACCAGAACACACAGAGAAACCAGCACCCAAAGGCCAGGACCCAGAUGCUCCAGCAGACCAGCUCCAGACCCCAUCCUCUCUGGCCACGCCCUCUCCAGCCCCUUCACCAGCCAGUGCUGCCAAGCCCUCAGCUGGAACCACAGACCCUGAGGAAGCAUCCCGCUUGUUGGCAGAAAAGAGACGGCAGGCCCGCGAGCAGCGAGAACGCGAGGAAGAGGAGCGCAGGCGGGAAGAAGAAGCCGAGAGGCGCAGCAGGGAGGAGAUGGCACGUAGGAAGGCUGACGAGCAGGCGAGGCGCGAGGAGAAGGAACGUGAGGAAAGGAGGAGGAGGGAGGAGGCCGAGAAGCACGCCGAAGAAGAGAGAGCCCGGAGGGAGCAGGAGGAAGCGGAGCGCCUCCAAAAGCAGAAGGAGGAAGAGGAGGCCCGUCAGAAGGAGGCGGCGGAGCAGCUGAGGCUGGAGAGGGAGAGACGCUUCCAGAAGGAGGAGGCUGAGCGGAUGCAGAGGAAGAAGCGUCUGGAAGAAAUCAUGAAGAGAACCCGCAGAUCGGACCCACCCGAGAAGAAGUCAAUUCCCCACAGGAAUGGGGAUCUCUCCCAGGAGGCUGUAGAUGAUACAGCAGCGCCUGCCGCUGGACGGGACGUGUCUUCGGGUGGACAGGUGCGGUCCGGGGGUCCGACGGACCCGCAGCGCGGCGAACUUAACGGCCCCGAACUGGGCACGGGCGCUGGGAGUGCCCCCCGUGUGGCAGACGCCCGGUCGAAAGAGAAUGGAGUUCCGGUGGACGACGAGCACUUUGAGGAGGUCCUCAACCUCCCGGUGGGGAACGCGCUGUCCAGGUUGGACGUGGACGCUGACGGGCUGCUCCCUGUCGUUGCCUUCAAGGAGAACGGGUCUCUGAGGACGCUGGUCACUGUGGAUGAGGUCCAGGUGCAGCAGAGAGCAGAUGUGGUUUGAACAGCUCGGUCCGGCAGACAGCGAGCUAGCGGCCGGCCGGCCAGCACCUGAAUGGGGAUCGUUACUACCUGAACAAGAAUGCAGCUCCUUUCCCGAACUGGCACUGACCAGUCUCUUUCUGCUGGGUUCAGAACACACAACCUUCUCCUGCUCGCCACGUCUCCAUCCAGACAUUGUGGUUCGGCUGCUCCGUGUGGUCUGUCCCCCCUCGGAGAGGCGGCGCUGGGGUGGAGGGUAUGGAGAACUGUACACUGGAACGGGUGGUGAAGCCCUCGUAGAUGAUACUUGAAGAACUGCACGGUCGGGGGGGUAAAGAGUUACCCAUUUCUCCUGGUGAACUAGGAAUAGUACACACUGCUUACUUCUCCCCAUCCAGUUACUUUGAAAUGUGAAAUUAGUUAACUCUUUCUGUUGUAAAGCACACACUCAAAGCUUUAACCAGCUUCAGCCCAUUUGUUACGUUUUCUUAUGUCAUUAGAGCUGAAAUUCUGCAAAACCAAAGAUUCCCGUCGCCGUAAAACACCUUUGGAUGUUGAUGUGAGAUAAAUAUGUUGGAAGUAGAACACGUGGACUCCGUAGGACAUGUGUCGUAAUUCCAGGUCGCUCCCACGCGCCCUCGCUCGCUCUUCCGGCCCGGCUCCUGCGCGUCCUGCUGUCGGACCCGGGACCUUGGAAACGGCGGGACGUCGACCUGCGGGCUGCCGUGGCAAAAGCAGCCCGACGACCCAUUAAAAAUGCACUCGGCUCCAGGAUGUUGUGUUUUGCGAAUCUGGAUUAAUGCAAUCGAAUUGGUUUGGGCACCUGUCAAAUAAAUAAUAUGAGAAAUUUUUGCAAACAUGCUGCUAUUUUGUGAUCUCCUUUGCCUUAUCAGUUGUUCGCGGUGAGGUCGGAGCGAUUGGCCGCUCUCGGCUUUUGCUCGUUUCAGAGCAAAGGGCUUCGAACAGACUCGGCGUUUUUAAGAAGGGUUCCUGAGACGUUUCAGACUUUCACGGCUUAUUUCUCGGUUAUUUCUCCCACUCUCCAGACGCUGGGCUCCGUUUGCUUGGUUAAAUGUGCACUUUUCAAAGCUUCCCGUUUCUACCGCAGAACUGUGUGACGCGCGUUGGAUUUACCCCGGUAGGCCAUUUCGCUGGGACCUGCUACCUGACAUAUUCAGACAUCCAGGGAUCGUGUGAUAUGUCUUAAAAUGUACAACUGAGUCUGCAGAGGUUAAAUACUUCGGUCUAUAAACAGAGAAUUAUGAAAUAGUUUUUAAAAUUAUAUUUUAUUAAAAAGAGUGAGAAAGCUUUGGAAACAGCAACCAGCACAUCUCUUCACUAUGAAGGACGGUUAUGAAAGUCAUUCAGUGUUUUACUUUGUACUGAACUGAGUUCCGGUCCAGAUUUGAGCCUGUUUGAUUUCCUUACUCCGUUCCUGUCCCACGUUUUGUCAACAUAUUUAAUAAGCCCUGUCUGUCAAAACUAAUAAAGCUCCUCCAUUUGAUCUGUAU